ACAAUAACAACACUUGAAAAGGACCGGUAAAGACUUAAAGAACCCAACAAUAACAACACUUGCGUUUCCAAGUAGCCACCAUAACCCCAGAUCAACAAGAUUCAAUCUUUUUCAGAUAUUUAUUUUUUUCUUUUUUUUAAAAAAAUUAAUUUAAUUAUGAGGGGUUCUCAUAAUUCACUACGUCAUCCAAUCUCAAGCAGAAAAUAAUCAAUUCAGCAAUUUAUUUUUUUCAUUUUUUAAGAUUCUCCAUUUGUUAGCCUUCUCAAAAUUGUGACUUUUUCUUCAACUCUCUGUGUCACUCUUUUUUUCUGGGUUUUCUUUUGCUGUUCUUCAGAUUCAUCUUUCAUCAGGCAAAAUGUUCGGCGAACCUGUUAGUUCCGCAGAAGGAGAAAUCAAAGUGAGUUUUGGUUAUCAAUGUAAUGGAAAGAAACCUGAAUGUGAGGAGUCUGGAUAUGAACUCAUCCCUAAAACCCGACUUAGAAGAUCUAGCAGAUCUUUUUCCUGCCUUUCUGGUGCUGCAUUAAGUGCGAAUGCUACAUUAGCCAACACAAACAUCUGCAAUGGCCUUAUAGGCUCAGAGAUUUUGCCUAGUUUAGAUUCACCCAAUUCAUUCCGCAGAAUUCCAUCUUCUCCAUCACUUUCUUCUAAAAUGGACUUAUUGUCAUCUUCUCUUCCGAGUACGUUAUCAAACUUAAGUGUUAGUUCAUCUUCACUAGGUGAGUCACCGGACGGUGAUUCAUAUCUGAGGUUUAUGAGUGCGCCUUCACCAACCGAAGGCUUUCUAAAUGCCAUGGAAGUGCAAGUUGCUGGUGGAGCUGCUGGUGAAGAUAGGGUUCAAGCCGUUUGCUCUGAAGAAGACGGGUGGCUCUUUUGUUCAGUGUUCGAUGGAUUUAAUGGAAGAGAUGCGGCUGAUUUUCUGGCCGGAACAUUGUAUGAUACUUUUUUGCGAAACUUCAAUUUAUUUAAUUGGGAUCAUAAGGAGGAUUUGGUUGAAGUGGCUUCCGAUGAUUUGUUCCGUGAUGGAUUAGAAAAUGGAAAUAUUCGUUUUCCGAGGAAAAGUUUAAGAAUAGAUGGUAGAAAGGAUGUAAACUUUGACGAUUUUAGUCAUAAGGAGUCCUGCAAUGAGAUAGAUGUGUCAUCGGACGUUUUCAAGCAAGGGGUGUUGGAAUGCCUCCAACAAGCCCUUAGUCAAGCCGAGAAUGACUUCUUGUCCAUGGUUGAGCAGGAAAUGGAAGAUCGCCCAGAUCUUGUUUCUGUUGGGUCUUGUGUUUUGGUUGCAUUGCUUGUUGGGAAAGAUUUGUAUACGUUGAAUUUAGGUGAUAGUCGAGUAGUUGUUGCAACACAGAGCAAUGACGCUAAUGCUGAAGAAACCGAAAGAUUAAAAGCAAUUCAGCUUACGGAUAUUCAUAAUACUGAUAAUGAAGAGGAGAGAUCUAAACUACUUGCUAAUCACCGCGAUGAUCCUGCGCCUAUUACUGCAGGUAAAGUGAAAGGAAAAUUAAAGGUCACGCGUGCAUUUGGCGUUGGAUAUUUGAAAAAGAAAGUAUUGAACGAUGCACUAAUGGGAAUUCUCAGAGUUCGAAAUUUGAUAAGUCCUCCUUAUAUCUCCACAACUCCGACUGUUAAUGUUCACAGUAUCUCGAGAUCUGAUCGCUUUAUUGUACUUGGUAGUGAUGGUUUAUUCGACUUCUUUACUAACGAAGAGGUCGUUAGACUGGUACAUCUGUUCAUAUCCAAAUAUCCUUCAGGUGAUCCAGCAAAGUUUCUGCUCGAACAGCUUGUCAUCAAAGCCGCAGAGUGUGCAGGAUUUAGUAUGGAAGAACUCAUGAAUAUACCACCUGGAAGGAGGCGGAAAUACCACGAUGAUGUGACUGUGAUUGUGAUUCUUCUAGGACUAAAUCAACGCACUUCGAAAGCCUCGACAUGUUUGUGAGUCUCUAGUUCGAGUUCAUUUUUUCUUCUGUGAAUGGAAUCCGUAAAUAUUAAGUUUUGGCAACCACAAGACAUCGAUGAAAGUUUUGGAGGACUUGAGAAUCUUUAAUCUAGGAGAGCAAGUAUCUCUCCUAGGUUCAAAUCCCACAUAGUCAUUUUCUUUCUGCAGCUUAUCUUGUUGUCCUUAAAAAAAAAUCUAAGAGACAUGCCAUGGCAUUAGAUAAAAACUAAUGCCAUACAACCUAAUUUUUUUUUCCUCAUUAUUUUCUUUGUUUUUUUUUUGUUAAAAUGCCAAUUUGUUACCCACAUGUAUGUGAGCUGUUCCACCUCGGAAAAGAGAACAGUAUGCUUUGCUUUAUAAACUACAUGAGUAAUCCUUACUAGUAU
Molecule: messenger RNA, 2319 nt
Organism: Amaranthus tricolor (Joseph's coat)
Lineage: Eukaryota; Viridiplantae; Streptophyta; Magnoliopsida; Caryophyllales; Amaranthaceae
Product: probable protein phosphatase 2C 40
Exons: 4
Coding region: 356-1933 (525 amino acids)
Biological process (GO): protein dephosphorylation
Molecular function (GO): protein serine/threonine phosphatase activity
Source: RefSeq, a predicted model, not a curated record